GAAUCGUGCUCCUCAUUUUCGUCGGCGUUCGAACUCCGCUCAACAUGACGGCCAUUAUGGAAUCGAUGCCACGCUUGACGCAGAAGGGCCCGUCCUGCGGAUCGACAUGUUUGGCAAUGUCCCUGGAGUUCCUUGGCCUGCCAUGCGACCCAGACAUCAUCGAGCGGCGAAUUCAUCCAUAUGGUGCUGUGGAUCUAGGCGAACUCCCUGCGGAAUUGGCAAAAUUCGCCCGGCAUGUGGGCUUCGUUGCUCAGCACUACAACUUCGGGACGCUGGAGCAGCUCAAACAGUAUCGUGAAAUGGGGUGCGCUGUGAUCGUGAUGUUGAACUACAACGGUGGGACCGGCCACUUGGUCAAUCUGCUGGGUUUCGAUGCUGAUGAUGAGGGGGUCGUUGGCGUUCGGAUUCGCAACCCGUGGGGGUUUGACGAAACCAUCCCGGUCGAGCGCUUCUUGAACGAGUGGCGCCAUCUGCGGCAAAGCAGGAGCUCCAUGGUGGGAUAUAUGUUGCCCGUUUUCGAUGCCGGCUAUGCAGUGGUGUCAUCGAGUGGUGGUUUGCCUGCGACGCCCAUUGUGGAUUGGCUCCAUUCGGCUCCGGUGGAUGUUCUCAUCGCAUCUUUGACAUUCGGCUGGGUGUGUGGUUUGCAUCGUCUUAGCCAGUUCUUCGGCAAUCUUCUUGGUGUUUUGGGUGGAGCCGGAGCCUACGCAGUCGGCAACCUUAUCGGUUUGAAUAUCGCUUUCGUGGGCGAUGAUUGUCUGCUCUUGCAGAAGAGCAGCCUUAUUAGCCGCAUGCUCGUCGCAGUGGGCUGGUCCUUCUCUGUGGCGGGUGGCCUCCUGGCUGCUGCUGUAUGGCUUCUCCGGCAACCUAUGGUGUUGCUGGGUGAGAGGUUUGCAGGCCGCGAUGCACUUUGCGAAGCCGUAUUCGAUGCAAGCUCGCCGCGUCUGCGCAGUGCACUAGUCCGGGCGGGAGCAGAUCAGCUUGCGCGCCAGGUUCACCUCCUCCGAGGUGGCCAUGGCGACGCAGAGUGGCAUGCUUGCGCCAGCUGGAGUGAGAUCAAUCGUGGGCGUAUAGGUCAGGAAGUGGAAGGUUGGCCUUGCUCCGCCGCUGCCAAGCGCCAGAGCGGCCAUCCCAAGGUGCCUAACCAAGAGCUGCGCAAGGUGCUGAGCAAGAACGGCAUCGGUUCUUCCAGCCCUUGCCUGAUUUCCACCGAAGUUCUUCUGGUGCCAGAUGCCAGGACUCGCCAGAGGGAGAUCUCGAGUGGAGAUUGGCAAGGCUCCAUGAUAACGCUUGUGAUGUCUGCUGUGUGGUUGCAAGUUUGGGACUUUGUUCUUUGGGUGCCUUCUGGUUCCGGAGAUUUCCCGGGAGUUUCACAAAGCAUCAAUGACACAUUUUACGGGAACUGGAAUAUUCAUAUCUGGGCUGAUCUCAACAGGUGGGAUGGCCGCCACUUCACGUAUUGUCUUGGCGACUACUUGGGCUGUGUCAAAGAUGAGAUUGCGACAGAGCUCAUUGGGACGUUUACGUGGGAGACAGGCAUCGGACUGCACGCAGUCUUCGCCCCCAGCAUGGCCUUCCAUGGAGACAAAGUGGGCACGGUGAUGUUUUCGCAUUCUGCCUACAAGAGCUGGGCCCACGAUGCGGCAGCGGGCCGACCCGCAGACAUGAUGGUGGCAUCGAACAAGACGUCGCUGCCGCCAGGAGUUCUUCCAGACCUGUCUCCAGACAUUCUGCUGAACUUCGACACCGGCUCUGCAGAACAUACGGCUCGUCGCAAGCUCUUGGCGGAUGCGCUUCCAAGCCUCGGGCAGGAGUUCCAACUGGACUUCCAAGUUCCCCCGGGCACAUCAGUGGACGGAAUCAGCAAGCGUGCGGUUUUCGACACGGUGGGCUUCAAUUUGUUCCGAGCAUUAUUUGGGGUCGACGUUGGGGCGGAGCUCGGGAUCAUUUUUGAAUAUGACGGCACUUUCACGCCUGCAGUGCUGGGAGCACCUGUCCUAGCUUUCCAAGGCCGCAGGCUUUCUGAGAUUCGUUCCACCGUCAUGAAGAAGGUGGAGGCUGGAGAAAUCGCCAGGAACUUCAUCGCCUUGGCAACAGAACGGGGUAUGUCGGGCAAGCAGCGCUUGGAUGAGAUGGUGUGGAUCGCCCUUUUUGCUGGAUACGGGGGAACAGGCAAUCUGGCAUACGAAACCUUGCGGCUGAUCUUGAAGGAUCCUGGCCUUUAUGUUCCUAUGUUUCAACGAGAUGCUGAUGCGUUUAUGUUGGAGGCGGCUCGCAUCAAGCCGCCUGUCGGGGGCAUGAACCCAGCUCAAUUCCGCAAGUCUACACAAAUCCAUUUCAACUCCAUCGGCAAGACCUGGACCGCCCAUGAAGGCGAGCUCACGAUGAUGCUGAGCAGCGGCGCCAACCACGAUCCUUCGGUGUUCAAGGAUGCCCACAAGUUCAUUCCUGGUCGUGAGAAUGCAGAGAGGCUGCUGUCGUGGAACAACGAGUGGGGUGCCUUCAAGACCUGUGACACCGUCGCAGGAUGCCCGGCAGCACCUCGUGGCUGUCCUGGAACUUUCCUUUCCAUGAAGCUUGCCAGGGAUACGGUGGCAGCCUUCGUCAAGACGUUGGCUACGAAGCCGAUUCCUGCGGCACGGGGGCUACUGCGAGCGGCUCUGGUGCGGGAGGAUGCGAUGUUUGCUGACGAGGUGCUGGGUGUACUGGGCCGGCUUGAGCAUCACCGUGGGCUGACACUCUCUCAGGUGGAGCUUGAUAGCUUUGCCAAACCACUGCUGCAGCGUGCGCUGCGCUGGUGUUGUCCUUCCGACGAUGAGGCUGCCGAGGAGUUGGCGUCACAAAGGAGGUCUUCAGCGGGAUGUGGUACAUCUCCGGAGAGAUCUCCUUUGUCCUUACUCGCAACCGAGCUUAUCCCGAAGUGGCUUGAGGAGGCGAAGCCGACGAGGCCCCGUGCAGACAGGCUGAAGCAGGCAGCCGAAUGCUGGUCCUCGGUGGAUCAGGGCCCCUCGGUGGAUGUUGAGGGCACUGUCCUGCUUCUCUCCGUCUGUUUGGAGAUUUCUGACCGGCAGUGCCUUCGACGGAGCUUAGAACUACUGCAGGAUGCCGGCGUGGAUCUUCGCCUUGCCUUGCAGCCGGCGUUUCUUCGCCGACUGGAGGAGCUGGGACUUUUUCAGCAAAGCUUGCCGAAUCGAAUGGCAGAUCUGGUUCAGGAGGCCGCGGGCCUUGCCACGCACGGUGAGGCCCUCGCGUGGGGACGCGGUGUGAACACGCGUAGCCAUGCGCCAAGUGAGAUAGACGGCCGCCGAGCGGCAACACUCAUAAAGUGGGUCGUAAGCGCGUGGCAGAACCUGGGUGGUCGGAGGACACAGGAGGAUCGUUUGGCCAUCUGUCCACUUCUAGGCAGCGAUGAUUCGGCAUUUUUCGGCAUCUGGGACGGAACGGUGGAUGAUUUCGCCGCUGACCAGGUGCAGCGCCUAGUGUUGCCUAACAUUCUGCAGACAGCUGGUUGGGCCUCGUAUCAGGAGCUACACCGAGAAACCACCUCAACAGACACGGCCUUGUCUGCCAAGAUGGAGUUCUUGCAGGCCAGUCUCAAGGAAGCCGUCCUCAGCGCUGACGAGGACGUCGUUCAGAAAUGUCGGGAUGCGCAGAAUCACUACUCCAGCUGCACUGGCGUAAUGGUGCUGGUUGCUGGUGGAGUACUUACGGUUGCCCACCUUGGCGAUUCUCAUGCUGUGCUCGGCUGUAUGGAGGACGGCGACUGGCAUGCUGAUGCCCUGACCGUGGCCCACAAGCCAAACACGCCGAGCGAGCGACAGAGGAUUGAGGAUUCUGGAGGAGUCGUACAGUGCAUAGACGACCGGCGCGGCAUGCUCAUGCGCGCUUUUCUAUGUGGUGGCGAUUUUGACGAGAGGAAGGCUCGUGGAGAUAAUCCUCGGCAGCUCGCAUACUCGCGAGCCUUUGGCGGGAAGGAUCUAAAGCCAUAUGGCUUGUCCAAUGAACCCGACAUCCGCCAAGUCGUCUUGAAUGAGCAACACAAGGUUCUCAUCAUGGCAUCCGACGGUCUGUGGGAUGUCUGCUCCGAGGAAAAGGCGGUGUACUUGGCCAUGGAUGCAGCAGAGCGAGAUCUGGAUGCAGCUCAAGUGCUGGUAGAGUUCGCGCUCACAGAGAACCGCAUCAACAGAACAAAGGCUGACAACAUCACCGUGAUCGCAGUAUUCUUCAAAUGA
Symbiodinium sp. CCMP2456 is the source of this 4229-nucleotide messenger RNA. Lineage: Eukaryota; Dinophyceae; Suessiales; Symbiodiniaceae. The record is from the annotation of a GenBank genome assembly.